GUCAACCAUGGCUAGUACUCUUCCUCUGUGUGCUUGUCUGGUUCUCGUCUUUUUCUUUGACAAAUCAAUCUCACAGACGCCUAGACUCCUUGGGAAAAUUUCGGCAAAACAUCCUGGAUUUUUAUCAUUAUUUGAAAAUGAUCCAAGAAAUCCUCAACCGGCGUCUCGAUACACGCUGCUCGCGGCGAGUUUCAACGGCAUACCUUUCUCCAAGGACUACGUCUACGGUGUGCCGAAAGUUGGGACGAUUCUGAACAAUCUGGCUGGUGCAUCUGCUAAAAUCCUGACUGAAAGUGUCACGUGGCCCAACGACAUUUCUGGUGUACCGGAAUAUGUCUUCGGACCUAACAUGGUUGCCAUACCGGACGGCUUCCUGGUUCCCUUUAAAAAGAAAGGUUCCAUCAGCAUCCUGAAUAUCACGUCUGACCCAGCUCAAGGCCCCUAUAAAAUAUCUGAUGACGAUGGAAAAACAGAGUGGUUCUACCAUAAAGUGAUCUGGAAAGAUAUGGACAAAGAUGGCCUCUUCGAUGCCGUUACGUGCAGGGCCACUGGGAAGGAACUUGGCGGAUUUGACGGCCAGUUAGUAUGGUUUAAAAAUCCCGGAGCGCCGUUUUUCCAGACCACGUGGGUCCCUCAUGUGAUUGCUAGUGGCCCGGAUGUGUACCUGACUCCAGCCGCACUUCCGAUCCCCGAUGGAGAACUGGAUACAAUUCUGAUACCAGGUUAUUUCUUUCGGCGCCUUUCCGUGUACUGGAUAGAGCCAAAUGGCACCUGGACAAACCCAGAUGUGGUAAAAUCUCGAGUGAUAGAUGACAACUUUGAGAUCGGUCCAUUUUUUGACGUUCAAGUGGCUGACGUUAAUGGCGAUGGGAAGUACGACUUACUGGCAACAAGUAGCAAUGAUCGCAAUGGCUCUCUCAUAGUGUACGAGUUGCCCGACGACUUCAGAACUGGGCAAUUUAAAAAGCACGUCAUCGCCAGUGGGUUUAAACCUAAAGGUUUUGGUAGAGGAAAGUCUUCACCAGGCUCGGCGUACGUCUUCCCCUCUGCAACAAACAACACCAGCCGGCCCUCCAUUUUUCUGUCUGGGGACGACAAUGGCAAGGCCUACAUACUGACUCCGACAUCAAGCGAGCCGAACAGCUGGGAUUACCAGAUGACCACGUUUUUGGAGGUCAGUUCCGGUCCCGUGGGAAGCAUCGUGUCUGCUGAUGUGGAUGGGGACAACUACAAAGAGGUGUUCGUGUCGGCUUAUGAGAAGGGCGAAAUCAACGUGUUCACUUUGAAGCCAUGAUAAGUGUUCUCCUGUGUACAGAUAAUAAGAUUUAGA
Liolophura sinensis is the source of this 1330-nucleotide messenger RNA. RefSeq lists its product as uncharacterized. Lineage: Eukaryota; Metazoa; Mollusca; Polyplacophora; Chitonida; Chitonidae. Bases 8 to 1294 code for a protein of 428 amino acids. The record is from RefSeq and is a predicted model, not a curated record. The transcript has 6 exons.